CCAUUGCUCUUUCUCUCCCAUUGCUUAAUCCUUAUCUCGAUAGCAACGCCACAUUCGAUCACGGUGCCAACUUUGCAGUAGCCGGAAGUACAGCAUUGGACUAUACUUUCUUCACCACAAAGGGCGUUUAUAAUCCAUCCACUAAUAUUUCCUUGGGCGAUCAGCUUAAUUGGUUUAAAUCCCACCUCAACACCAUCUGCCUUACACCAGCAGAAUGUAAAGAGGUGCUUAGCAAGGCUCUUGUCUUUGUGGGUGAGAUUGGAGGCAAUGACGUUAACCAUCCUCUCAUACAAGGCAAAUCCAUUCAAGAGAUUUACACUUAUCUGCCAUAUACCAUAGAGGCCAUUACUAAUGCUAUUAGAGAAGUGAUACACCUUGGUGCUGUGAAUAUUGUUGUUCCCGGAAAUGUUCCAAUAGGAUGCUUACCGGUUGGCCUGACAGUAGUCUCUGGUGGUAAUGAGACAGCCUAUGACGAUAUGGGAUGCUCAAAAGAAUUAAAUGAGCUAGCAUUGGUUCAGAACAACUAUCUUCAAGAGUCUUUAUCUUUGCUCAGGCAAGAAUUUUCUCACGCUGAUAUAAUUUAUGCUGACUACUACACAGCUUACAAAACAAUUCUUUAUGGUGCAGCUGAUUUCGAAUGUAAAGAGGUGCUUAGCAAGGCUCUUGUCUUUGUGGGUGAGAUUGGAGGCAAUGACGUUAACCAUCCUCUCAUACAAGGCAAAUCCAUUCAAGAGAUUUACACUUAUCUGCCAUAUACCAUAGAGGCCAUUACUAAUGCUAUUAGAGAAGUGAUACACCUUGGUGCUGUGAAUAUUGUUGUUCCCGGAAAUGUUCCAAUAGGAUGCUUACCGGUUGGCCUGACAGUAGUCUCUGGUGGUAAUGAGACAGCCUAUGACGAUAUGGGAUGCUCAAAAGAAUUAAAUGAGCUAGCAUUGGUUCAGAACAACUAUCUUCAAGAGUCUUUAUCUUUGCUCAGGCAAGAAUUUUCUCACGCUGAUAUAAUUUAUGCUGACUACUACACAGCUUACAAAACAAUUCUUUAUGGUGCAGCUGAUUUCGGGUUCGACGAAAAAUCGCUAUUAAAAUCAUGUUGUGGAAUUGGAGGGCUAUAUAACUAUGAUCAUAAUAGAGAAUGUGGGUCUCGCGGUGUGCCUGUUUGUCGUAACCCGACUCAAUACAUAAGCUGGGAUGGAAUACAUUUGACACAGGAGGCCUAUCGCCAUAUUACAGAAAUUCUCUUACCUGAUAUCCUCCCUGGAAUACGAUACAUUUAGUAGAUUCGACUAUAUGUAAAGCUUGGAUAAUUUCUACAGAAUGCAAAGUGGUUAAGAUGAGUAAGUUAUUGUACAUGAAAAUUCAAGC
Ilex paraguariensis (yerba mate) is the source of this 1362-nucleotide messenger RNA. NCBI's taxonomy places the organism in Eukaryota, Viridiplantae, Streptophyta, Magnoliopsida, Aquifoliales, Aquifoliaceae. The record is from the annotation of a GenBank genome assembly.